GCAGGAUGCACGAAUUACUCUCAACUUCAUCCAAGUCCAUGAUGAUAUUUGGGUCUCUUUCACUUUCUCCUCGCCUUCGUAGUCAGCCUAAUACACGUCCAAACCCCUGCUUUCUCGGGAUCACUCUUCGCUGAGGGAAUUUCCGUCAAGUGAAAGCGGGAGAGACUUUUUUACGCAAUGCUAUUUUUGACUAGAACUCUUUCCCCUUUUCAUUUUGUCCUUAAUUUAAAAUAGUCCCCUAAACCCUACAGAAGGCCGCAAUUUUUAGUGGCCAAAAAGUAGACAAACAUUGCUGCGUUUUGACCCCAAAGCAACAUCUUUCCCCGUAGAGGUUUUUUAACAGUUUUUGAAUUUAGUUUUUUAGUCAUGCUUUAACAAGUGUUUUUUUGUAUAAAGUGCACUGCUGGCUGGGACACAAUGUUUAAAAAAGUGCCAAGAUUUUUGUCGUGGUAGUAUUUUUAUAAACUUUACCCCAUUCCCUCCCUCAUCUUAGUACACAGGACGCAAUGAUUCGAGGUGUCGGUCGUGGAUUCAUUUCCGGUUGGUGGGGCGUUGUUAUGAUAGUGUUGGCGUUGGGAGCCGUGAUGCUUUGUUGUUUUUGUUGGUGUUGGGGGUUCUACGACAAACGAAGAAGGAGGCUUAGUUUAGCUCAACAGGCAGAUUCAGAAUUGACCCUAAGAGAAGAUAGUCCAAAGUUUUUAAAGCUACUCGCCAAUAAGGAGAACGUUAGACGACAUAGCAAUAUCAAUAUCGAAAAUCAAGAAUUCAAAAACUGUGUGGUGGAGUACAGCGGUUCAAUUUGUCCAUAUCCACCUGAAAAUGCAAACUCUGCUCGGCUAUUUAGUAAUAUUCCCAUCCCACUUUAUGAUGGUUGACAAAUUAAGUAUGUGCAUACAAUUAUGCGAAUAGUAAGUAAGUAAUGAAGAAAGACGGCCUACACGAACGAACCCAUCAAUCGAAUAAUCAUUGAAAAAGCAUCAACACUUUGAUUAAAACAAUCAUGUGCCAAUCUUUGAUAAUAUUUAUUGAAAUUGAAACAGUACACGUAGAAAGAAUGAAAUGUUCUCGUUGACGAAAACUUACAAUCCAUCCGAUUGACUCCGCCAUUGUAAGGUAUAGACUAAAUUUGUCUAUAUCUACUUAUUUUCAGGUGGAGUUGAUUUUUCCACUAUGUAAAAGUAAACGCUUUAAAAAAUGCAUGCGCUAAACAAAUAAACGCGAAAUCGUCCGUGUCCAAAUCAAGAAUUAAGUAUUGUACAUACCAAACGACUCUGAACUGAAAUACAUUUAAUAAACAAGUAUAGCAGAAAUAGCAGUCAGCUAGUCUUAUCUUGACAGUGAAUCAGAUUAUAUAGAUAUUUAUAUAAAUAUGUAGGUCAAAAAAUAUAUAAAUAAAUACAUAUUGUAUAUUCGGGAAAAAGUAACUUCUCUUUCCAGAAAGGAUGACUAUAUAUACUUUUAUGUAUACUUACCUAUUAGAUGUACAUACAUACAGUGUAAAUGUUGAGGGGUUUCAACGGCUAUGACACGUAUGCAAAAUUAUGCAUAAAAACAAAAAGUGAGAUAAGUGCUUGUGGGUUGGUCAUUAAAGGUGGAAUAAGUUUGGAGUGAUAUGGUAAAUAAUAACAAGGGUCAAUAAGAGCAAAGUGCGUGGUCUGAAUUUAUGUA
This is a messenger RNA of Folsomia candida, 1668 nucleotides long. RefSeq lists its product as uncharacterized. The coding region runs from base 507 to 875 and encodes 122 amino acids. NCBI's taxonomy places the organism in Eukaryota, Metazoa, Arthropoda, Collembola, Entomobryomorpha, Isotomidae. The record is from RefSeq and is a predicted model, not a curated record. The transcript has 3 exons.